AUGGAUGACACCCCACAUAUUAUUGUGUUGUCAUAUGACGAAAAAAAAUUCAAAGAUUUCUUAUCCUUCUUAGAGACAAAAUUUGAAUUUUUGGAAAAAUAUGCGCAUUCAGAGACCUACAGGGUCCGAUUUGAUAGUGAAAAGAAGAAUGUAAAAGAUGUUAAUAUAAAUUGCUUUAUUUUUAAAAAGGAAGCAAAAGUAAAAAUUGUAAAUAAAUACUACAGUGCAGAUGUUAUUAUAUCAUGUUGUAUUAUUCGGAUAGGGGACCAAAAGGAUGAAGAAAAUAUAUCGGGUAAAGAAAAUAAAGAGAAUGAAAAAGAAUGCUCAGGUGAUAAUGAAAAUGAAAAAGAAUGCUCAGGUGAUGAUGAAAAUGAAAAAGAAAAAAUAAAUGAAGUCAAAUCGCUCAAAGAAAUAAAUGCGAAUGAAAUACCCUGUGAGAGUGUUAUUUUUUUAUUUGACGAUUUUUGUAUAAAGGAAAAAACAGUAGUUAAAGAAAAUCCAUUUAGAAAUUAUGAUGAAGAUUGCACAGAAUAUAUAAAAGAUACAUUAAAUGGAAAAAUGAUAAGAAAUGAAAAUUUUGAUCUUUCUAAUUUAUAUAAGGGUAUUGGCAUAAAAAUUGCUGUAUUUCCUCUAUCUUUUCAAAAAGAAAAUAAAGAAUAUCUUAACUUCUUUAGCGACUAUUUUAUUGAAUGCUUAUAUAUAAAUUAUGAACGCGACUUUUUGUAUAAAUAUCCUGAACAAGUAAUAACUUCAACAAAUUCUGGAGGUCAAAAAUUAAAAAAAGAAGAAAAAAAUUUUAGUAAACUUGAGGACUUUUUUGAAGAAGGGGAUGAAAGGUUGGUAGAAGCUCUUCACUGUCAUAUGUGGAAGGGACUACAAAUCAAGAAGGACAACCUUAUUGUUCGAAGCGUUGCCAUACCAAAUGAGCAGGUUGUAACAAGUGCCAAGGAGUUAAGAAGCAAUGAAAUAGUAAGAAUCUCCGAAAAAGUAGGAAACUGUGAAGACGUAAAAUGUGACAAAAAUGCAAAACUUAUAAAAAAAAUGAGCGUGUCAGCAGAUAAUAAAGAAGAACUUUUCAUGCAAAAUUUUAAUAAAAUCGUAGAAAAAAUAAGAUUAGCUAAAAAUGAGAAUACAAAUUGUGUUAAUGACUCAACAAGAAGAAAGAAAGCAGAGGAUUUAAUUAUUGAAUUGCAACAAUAUUUUUGUGAUAUCGAUGAAGAUUAA
Molecule: messenger RNA, 1224 nt
Organism: Plasmodium malariae
Lineage: Eukaryota; Apicomplexa; Aconoidasida; Haemosporida; Plasmodiidae
Product: conserved Plasmodium protein, unknown function
Exons: 1
Coding region: 1-1224 (407 amino acids)
Source: RefSeq, a predicted model, not a curated record